CCUUAACGUCUUGCCUUCUCCUGUUAUCGGACCGCCAUGUCCCUUACUGGGUCUAGACGGAGCAUCGGACGACGAUGCCAAUUGUCUCUGCACGCGCGAAUAUCUUCACCAGCGGGUUUACUCUAUAGCUCUCUACAUUCGUGCUUAAUCCAAAACAACCUCGUCCUUCACCAUCAACUCGCACCUCGACCUUCGCUGACGUCCCUCUUUCACACCACCGCUAGCAGCAAUGCUCUGUAUCGAACCCCUCGUCGAUCGCCUACGGUACGACGUGCCGAGAAUAACCGUAUCCCCGUCGCUCCUGUUCCCAAUGCUAAUAGUGCAUACGAAUCUCACAUCGAAGGCGACCCCGCAACUCACUUAGCUUGGCUCCAAGGUCACGGUGUAGACAGCUGGGCCGACGCCCGCAUUGCCAAAUCCCUUAAGUCUAAUAUCACCAAGGAUGUCUUUGUCACAACUGGUAAGCACUUGAUAACUCGUGCUCAUGGUGGACCACCCACCCUCGGUGCCUUCGAGAACAACCCGUGCAAUCUGACCCCCUUCGAAGUCUUCAACAUCGGCAGAUUGGUCCUCCCGCACCACCAAUCCUUUCAACGCUGGCUCUGCUCUGCCGGCGCCCUGGCCCAAGUCCGCCCGGCGAUCUACAUUCAAGCCGCCGCCUACCUCAAGAACCUGCUCGCGUACUCCAAGAGCAAAUACCCUCCACGUGACGAGCCGUACCUGCAGGCCGUCGAGGCCCUGGCUACAGGACCCCAGCCGGAUCCCCGCGCCAUGUGUCUUCAUGCGCAAGUCCUUUGUCACCGGCAACACUACCGCCAGGCCAUAGCCCUCCUUGACGAGGUGCUCGAGCUCAUCUACCCAAGCAAGGAACUCGAACAUGGGUUCGAAACGCCACUGUAUUUCCCGCCCAUCGAGUCUGUUUGGGACACGUACCUCUGGGUCCAGGGCAUCAUGCACGAAUACAAAUCCAAAACGAAGUACACGCGCGAUGAAAUCAUCCGCCGCGCUGCCACGGAAUUCAAGGAUCCCAAGUACCUCGUACUGUAUGCAGGCAUUUUACGGGAGCAGGGUCGGUGGGAUGAAUACGAAGAAUGCAUGUUCUGGGCGUCCAGGGCCGGGAAUCCUCAGGCCAUUCGCCGACUGGCGAGCUACUACUACUUCACGGCGCUGGGGCGGUAUCGUCGGCGCGGGGAGUCUCCGCAAGACUUUCGACCGGUAAAAUCGGGCGAGGAGGGCCGGCGGCUGCAGAAGGAGCAAAACCGCUCGUGGUGGCAGCGGCUGUCUGAGGAGAUUUGGUCCGGCCACAGCCUUCCGUCGCUGACGCACUACCGUGCCUUGGCCCGGGAGUGGUUCGAGCUGGCGACCUUCUAUGGGAGCCCCGAAUCGGCUGUCAUUGUAGCCGUCAUGGACCGUGAGGAUGGUCGCCCGGGCGAUGGCGCGAACGUACUUCGUGAACUGCUUCGUGAGGGCCGAUUCCAGGGUCCAGAGCGGGAAAAGCUUCAGAAGUCCAUUGAAAGCUUGCUGGACAAUUGGUCAGAUCCCGCGUUCAAGCCUAAGGUACCGGAGAGUUACUAUGUUCUCUAGGUGAGGGAAGAAGCCAUAUGGGAUUCGUUACUCCUACAGGGAGAGAGUUGUGUGGCUUGUUGUGAUUGCUGUGAAGGCGGUUGUAGGUGAUGUUUUAGAUGAUGGUCGCUCCUCCGUGCACUUUUCAAUGACUGAUACCCAAGCAAAGAUCGAUAGUCUUAUGCAAUCUAGAAAACCCGCUUCGCAGUGGGAAUUGUUCAUCUUCAGGUAGGUUUGUGUAGCCCUGCGCGGUUCACCAAAUAAUGCGACCGCGACUGGCGCGCUUAGCUGGAUCAUUGGACAUAUAUUAGGCUCCAGAACUGAAAUAUUACAAAUUAGAUAAUUG
Aspergillus saccharolyticus JOP 1030-1 is the source of this 1909-nucleotide messenger RNA. RefSeq lists its product as uncharacterized. Bases 37 to 1584 code for a protein of 515 amino acids. Lineage: Eukaryota; Fungi; Ascomycota; Eurotiomycetes; Eurotiales; Aspergillaceae. The transcript is spliced from 2 exons. The record is from RefSeq and is a predicted model, not a curated record.